UAGGUUUCCAGCCGAAUCUGCUCUUGGCGCACCAUCACUUCCGUUUGUUCAACAAUAAAGUCGGACCCCGGCGGAAUUUCCUUCGCGGGUCAAUUUUUAGAUUUCUCUGGUGUAAUCCGAGUUAAAUCGGAGCCAUCAGAACUGCAACCAUGACGGUUGGCAAAAGCAGUAAGAUGUUGCAGCACAUCGACUAUCGUAUGCGAUGUAUACUGCAAGAUGGACGUAUCUUUAUUGGGACGUUCAAGGCUUUCGACAAACACAUGAACCUCAUCUUGUGCGACUGCGACGAGUUCAGAAAGAUCAAGCCCAAGAACUCCAAACAGCCUGAACGUGAGGAGAAGCGAGUACUGGGUCUGGUCUUGCUCAGGGGAGAGAACCUGGUCUCCAUGACCGUGGAGGGACCCCCUCCCAAAGAUACUGGCAUUGCCCGCGUCCCCCUGGCUGGUGUGGCUGGAGGCCCUGGUAUUGGCCGUGCAGCAGGCCGAGGAGUGCCAGCCGGAGCACCAAUGCCCCAGGCGCCCGCAGGGUUGGCAGGGCCAGUCCGAGGUGUUGGUGGCCCAUCACAACAGGUGAUGACUCCACAAGGCCGUGGCACAGUGGCAGCAGCUGCAGCAGGUGCCACUAUUGGCGGCGCCCCCACACAGUACCCACCUGGCAGGGGAGGACCACCCCCACCUGUGGGCAGAGGAGCUCCACCUCCAGGUAUGCAUGGUAUGAUGGGUCCUCCCCCAGGCAUGCGUCCACCCAUGGGCCCUCCGAUGGGAAUGCCUCCAGGCCGUGGCGCCCCCAUGGGUAUGCCCCCUCCAGGCAUGAGGCCCCCGCCCCCUGGCAUGAGAGGACCCCCACCCCCAGGAAUGCGUCCCCCCAGGCCCUGAGCAGAGUCUACCAGGAAGUCAUCAUGUGAAAGUUGUCUUGAACGAGGAUGUGAAAUCUUGAAUGAGGCUGUUGUAUAGUUUGAUUUUUGUAUCUUGUGUUUUUUAAAUAAAAUGUGUCUACGACUUUG
Engraulis encrasicolus (European anchovy) is the source of this 1003-nucleotide messenger RNA. It is a transcript of the gene snrpb, whose product is annotated as small nuclear ribonucleoprotein polypeptides B and B1. The transcript has 7 exons. The record is from RefSeq and is a predicted model, not a curated record. Gene Ontology annotation, molecular function: RNA binding. The coding region runs from base 150 to 875 and encodes 241 amino acids. Gene Ontology annotation, biological process: mRNA splicing, via spliceosome. Gene Ontology annotation, cellular component: catalytic step 2 spliceosome; U4/U6 x U5 tri-snRNP complex; U2 snRNP. NCBI's taxonomy places the organism in Eukaryota, Metazoa, Chordata, Actinopteri, Clupeiformes, Engraulidae.